UGUUAUUAGCGCUUGAAUGAUAAAUCUGUGAUAUACCGAAUACUGAAUAACAUCAAAAAAUUUAAUUUAGAAAAAAUUAUUGAGUUUCGCGAAUUUUCAGUUUUAAUUUUUCGCUUCCAAAGAUCUAUGUUGUACUUCUGUGAUACUUAACGUAACAAGUUGUGUUUGCCACUUGUUGACCACUUUAUUAAUUUACACCAACUGGUAUUUUCUCAAGUGAAUAUCGUUUACAUUGAAAACUCGGUUUUUUAGUUGUUAAAUUUCGUGGCUAAUAUCAUACUCUUUAAAAUAUCUUCUUUGAAAGUUUCUUUUUUCGCUUCAUAAUUCGUAUUUUGUUCCAAAUCAGUGUUCGUUGGGAUUUGUUAUCAUCUUGCAAAACACAGUUCAACUUCACCAUUCGCCAGCCAGCGUCGAUUUUCAACGAGUCUUCGAAACCGAUGAAAAAAAUGUUUCUGUGUCAUCUUAUUGAGUAUUUUGGCGUUCAUCUCAAAAACAGCUCAUCAUAGGCCGCCAGAAUUGCCAACCGUCACGGAACUCCUUAUAUUAACCCCCUUGCCCCUGCCACCUCAACCGCCAUGGGUCGCAAAAAAAUACAAAUAUCGAGAAUCACCGACGAACGUAAUCGACAGGUGACGUUCAACAAGCGAAAAUUCGGCGUUAUGAAAAAAGCCUACGAAUUAAGCGUUCUAUGUGACUGUGAAAUCGCUUUAAUUAUAUUUAGUAGCUCGAAUAAACUCUACCAGUAUGCCAGUACUGAUAUGGAUAAAGUUUUGCUGAAGUACACCGAAUACAACGAGCCGCACGAAUCGUUAACCAAUAAAAAUAUCAUUGAAUACGUCUAUUCGCAGGCCUUGAAUAAGAAAGAGCACAAGAAUGGUGCUUGCAGUCCGGACAGUCCGGAAGGUGAUACCGAGUACCAGUUGACACCUAGGACGGAAGCGAAAUUUUCUAAAAUCGACGAAGCUUUUCAAAUGAUGAUGCAGAAAAAUCAGCUGAACGCUAAUAGCAGGCAAAUAGAAGCGGCUAAUUACACAUUACCGAUGCCUGUACCAAUGGGAAGUUAUAAUGAAUCUAGUCUUCUGCAAACCAGCCCUCACAUGGGUCAAAAUAGUGUUAGUCCUAGACCAUCUUCUUCGGAAGCAGAAUCUGUUUAUCCGGGCGGUUCGAUGUUAGAAAUGAGUAACGGAUAUCCUAAUUCAACAUCACCAGCGUUAGGCGGAUCACCAUCGCCUGGUCCGUCACCGGUGGCUCAAAGUCUUCAAAUGAAAUUAGACGAUUCUUCGAAGAUGUCUUCUCCUACGACGACGACGUCGAAUAGACCCAAUUUAAGAGUCGUAAUACCUAAUCAACAUGACGAGGAAGUAUCAAGGUCUACCAAAAAUAUCCAUGAUCAUCAUCGAUUGGGGAAUAAUGACCCAAAAUACCAAUCCAGAGGGCCGCCAAUAAAUUUUCAGAAUAAUCCGGCACACAACACGUUGAAUACUCCGGUGGUUGCCGUACAUACUCCGGUAUUGACUUCAUAUUCCGGACUGUUUCCUGAUCUAAAUAGUGGUGCUGAUUUGUUAAGCUGGCCUUCCAUACAAUCACAUUCGAGCGCAUUGCAUUUAGGAGUUCCAAGUUCGUCUCCGGCUACGUCGUCUCCUUCGCCGAAUUCCGUGCAUAUAAAAAGCGAACCGAAUUCUCCACCUAGACCUGAUCAUCAUCCACUGGCUCAUAUGCUAUCGCAUGCGGCUCAUACGUCUUUAGCAGGACAGCAUUUAAUACCAGGUAAUUCGCUUUCAUCGACUGCAGAUAUUCGACACGAGUAUGACGCUGGACCAGUUAACAAACGAUCGCGAGAUAGUUGGGGGACAUAGCACGAACCAUAUGGAACACUUUCCAUGAAAGUGUCGUUAGUCUAAUCAACACGCAACGAUAACCAGAGCGGGUCACUUUUCUUCCUGUACGUGCCAUAAAGAAAGCCUGCAAUAAAAUGCCACAACGUGUGUAUCUGGAAACGCUCAAACUCAGAAGAUAAAUACCGGAGCGUACGCGUUAACGUAAAUAGCCUACGCGUUAUGUUGCAUUAAACGACCAUUUCUAAUAACAGGCGUCAUCCCAGGGACCUAGUUCCAAAUUGCGGUGCUUAUUUUUUGUGUAUUUGUAUUUGUAAUGACAAUUCUCUAUGUGUAGCUUCGAGUUUAUAAGCGUUUAAAUUUAUUAACCGUGCUCUUCUUUAGUUACGAGUAGUAUUCGCAAUCAUCUCCAUCUCCCAGCUUGUGAGAGAUGCGGGUGCGAAUUAGAUGUUGGAUUCUUCCAUACAGAAUACCUACCUAGUUUCUUCCAACGGUGUGUUUUCCUAGUCAUUUCAGUCAUUUAGUGUCUUCUUUAUUAGAUUUAUUGUUUUGGUUUAUGAAAAUCCAUCGAAUCGUGAAUUUUUUGUCUCCAUAAUUGUAUUUUUUUUGGUCCUUUUUUUUAAAACGUAAAGAGAUCUUGUAUUUUUCCAAUUUUUACCCUUAUUUCAAAUGAUUUUUUUUUACUCGUACAUUUUUAUAUACAGAAAUUCACAUACCUGAUUAGUUUUUCGAUUCGAUGUAAAAAUGACAAGAAAAAACAACUGUACGUAUAAAUUGAUAAUUUUUACAAGAUAGGUAAAUUUAAACGCUUAUAUUUCGUGUACGAAUUAGAUGUAUUUAUUAAAAGAAAGGGAAAAUAUCCAAUCGAGAGAAAUUUUCGUGCAAUAAACGGUGCUAAAUUGCGAUUAUUUGUUGUAUAAUUUUAAACGUAGAAAAAUUCGUUUGUUUGUUUUUGAUUUUUCAGCAUUUAAAUAUUAUAAUACCUAAAAACGACGGAGUCAAAUUAUACAAAUAUAUUUAUUUUUAAAAAAUGCCAAAGUACAUUCUAAAUAAUGUCGAACUAUGUAAGUAUAUGUGAGAAAGAGUGUUUGUUGUUUUUUUUUUUAUCUGUUUAUAAACAUAAGUCAAAAUUCGUUUUUAACUUUGAAAAAGUUAUUAUUUUUAGUUGAACUUAAUUCUAUAUACUGUGUAAAAAAAAGUUUGUUUUAUUUAUUUCCUGAUUGGCUGGUACAAUUUUCGGAGCUUAAUAAAUGUACAUGUAAGUUACCUGUUUGUUACAUUGGUGCUAUAUACUGAAAUGUAAUCAAAAUUGUAUUUCUACGUUGACAAUACUUAAUAUUUUGUUUCCCUUCCCUCGAUUUUUUUUUCAAACCGUGAGAAAUUUUUCAUUUUCCGUUUUACGAACGACGCGAAUUUUUGAAGUGAUAAUCUGAGCUUAAUGAAGUAACCGAACUUUUUUUUUUACAUAAUGUAUGCAACCUUUUUUUUCAUACGGGGAAAAAAAAUUUCUUGAAUUUUUAUUUUUCGUUGAAUUUUGGAUUUUUGUUAUAUUUUUUUUUUUUUAGUUAUUUAGCAAACGAGUCUUUACCGUUAAUUUUUUACGUAUCAAAAUGUAUGUUACUCAUUCUAGUUUUGAAAUGAAUUUACGAAUGUUACCUUUUGUAAAACGGUAUAAUACGCGAUUAGAAGAUGAUGAGCGAAUUGUCGCGACAUUUUUCACGUGUAUAGUUAACCAGAUGAGAUUUUCUUUUUUUUUCUAAUUUUAACUGAGCUGAUUUCAAUUUUAUUAUCAAGGUCAAUUGGUGAAAACGAAUUAAAAAGUCAUAUAUUUUUUUUUAAAAAACCGUUUUAUUUUUAUCGUGUAUUUUUAAAAUUGUAAAGAUGUGUUUUUUUUUCUUUGUAAAUAGGUGUUAUUUAAGUUGUUUUGUUUUUUUUUUGUCGAGAACCAAAAUCUGAACGUGAAAAGAUAUCAGAUUUUUGGUUCAUAUUUCAGAUGAUACUUUCAUAUAAAUUUAUAAAUUAAUUUAAAAUUACUGUACUAAAAUUUGAUACAGAAUUGUAUUUGCCAAACGUGAUUUUAUUUUUAAAAUCUCUUCUCUUCUCACGUCUUCGGCCUUUUUUUGUUUUUCAAAAACGCUGCAUUUAUUUUCAAAAAUAUUUCAAUAAGAACGCUGGUUUAAAACGCACAAAGUUAUUUUUUUUAUCUUAAUAAUUUGAAAAUUUUAAGCACAAUGUGAAUAUUUUGCCAUAAAAACUUUUUUCGAUCUCGAAAGCACAAUUAUUGUGAUGACAUUUUUUUAUCUAGAAAAAUAUUACGUUAUGAAUAAUGAAAUUUUAAGAAAAGAAAAAACCAACGUACUACGUACCUAGAUGAAAAGUAGAAUUUUUAACCGGAAUAUUACGUGUCGUUUAUUUGUUAAGUAUGUUUUAAAGCACGCUCACCAAAUAUUGUAACAUUCAAGUCAAUUAUUUCGAAGCUGUUUGACCAUUUUAAAAAGCUUCCGUAAAAUUAAAAAUUUCAAUUUUUAAGUUACCAGCGAAUAUAAAUUUAAAAAAAAAAUUACCGUACAAAGUGCCUAUAAAUUAAAAAGUUUUUCUGUAUAGUACUUAUUUAUUGUUUUAUCAUUACGUUUUUUUUUCUUUUUCUUUUUUUAUGUUAAAUAUUUAUUACUGUUAAAUGUGUUUUAUUGAGUGUUUUUUAUUUUAGAUGCCAUGAUAUCUAAUAAGUAUGUAUAUAGUUUCUUUUUUUAAAACGAAAAAGAGUUAACGAGAUAUUCUUUAUAAUUUAACUUUAAAAAAAAUUAGUUUGUACAUUAAAAAAUCAUACCUAUAUAAUUACGAUAUAUUUCUGUCCUGUAAAAAUGUUUAUAUUUUUGAAGUAAAUAUUAAUUUUUGUUAUGAUCAACGCGUUUUUCUCGGAACUUCGUUUUCGAACCAAAACCAAAGUUUGAUUUUUAGGGUUCCCCGAGCGGAUUGUAGGUACUAUGAAGGAGGUUUUGUACAUACCACACUUGCAAGUUGUAAGAGGACCUUUUCGAACUGACAACAUGACCCCCUCACUCCCCUCACCUCUAUGAACUAAAAUAACAAUAAGCUAGAUAGAUCGAAUGAUCGAAAGAAACAUUUUUGUCAGAUUUCUGAACAUUUUAACUUUGAAAAAAAUCUGUUCGUACAACGAUUUUUUAACCAUUGGCAUUUAGCCCCUCAAUUGACAAUUUUAGGUGGUUAUACCUCGAAAUUCAAGGAAUGCCAAUUCAAAAAUAAAUUUUUUAACAAUAAUUUGCAACCAAAUUGGGAAUAAAAAAAGGGUACAAAUAAAAAUAUUUAAUUUUCAAAUAAAGGGAUACCAUGAGCAGUUUUUUGUUGGAAAUAUCGAUGUAGUAAAUGAUAUUGUUCUCAACCCGUCUAUUUAAGGUAAAUACGACAGUUUGAGUAGGCUCACAUAUUAAUAGGCUAUUAAAAGUAUUGGCGUGUCCAACUUAAAUUUAGAUUCGGAUUAUUCUCUUGCGUCCUAUUUAUAUUUCGUUUCUACCACAUCAAUCAGUAUUGAUCAUUUUGUCGCGUCUUUCUGCGUGCUUUAGCGUUUCGUGCUUUGGUGCUGUACAUACAUACCCAUCUUUUUCGUAGGUAUACCAAGUUGUUUAAUUGUGUGAUCUUGUACCUACUUUAGACGUAAGAAAACGAUGAAACAUUUCUUGGUUGUCCUAAUAGUAUUGAUUGCAUACCUCAUGCAUUCCCAUGGUGUGCACGUUUCUUACAAAUUUCACUUAAGAGAAAACAUCACUCUGAGCUGUAUUGGAGAAGAUGAAGUCAUAUGGAGAGUUCGGAGUCCGGCCACAGACGGCGUCGGCUAUAGAAUAAAGGCGGAGAGCCCUUUCAGGAAACUACUUGAGAUAAAAAAUGCCACAAUUUAUAACAUUGGAUUUUACGAUUGUUAUUCAAAGGGAAAUCAGGAUGACAUAGUGAGGCUUCAGAUUAUUCCUGAUGAUUCCGCGGCUAAAGAGUUGAAAUCGGGAUAUAAUCCAUCAACAUUAUGUCCCGUCGUCAUCCCUCCGCAAUGAUGAAUUAAUGAAAAGGUCAUCAAACAUUUCAAUAUUCUAAUCUGAUGUACCUCUACCUACCUAACCUAUCUGUAAUUCUAAACUUUUCAAAAUGCGUUAUAAAUCUAAAAAAUAAAUUUUUCCUCCACCUA
Molecule: messenger RNA, 6027 nt
Organism: Planococcus citri (citrus mealybug)
Lineage: Eukaryota; Metazoa; Arthropoda; Insecta; Hemiptera; Pseudococcidae
Gene: Mef2
Product: myocyte enhancer factor 2
Exons: 16
Coding region: 576-1856 (426 amino acids)
Biological process (GO): positive regulation of transcription by RNA polymerase II
Molecular function (GO): protein dimerization activity; RNA polymerase II cis-regulatory region sequence-specific DNA binding; DNA-binding transcription factor activity, RNA polymerase II-specific
Source: RefSeq, a predicted model, not a curated record